Esox lucius (northern pike) is the source of this 5150-nucleotide messenger RNA. Its product is annotated as voltage-dependent calcium channel gamma-2 subunit. The record is from RefSeq and is a predicted model, not a curated record. Gene Ontology annotation, biological process: regulation of AMPA receptor activity; neurotransmitter receptor internalization; postsynaptic neurotransmitter receptor diffusion trapping. NCBI's taxonomy places the organism in Eukaryota, Metazoa, Chordata, Actinopteri, Esociformes, Esocidae. Gene Ontology annotation, molecular function: DNA binding; voltage-gated calcium channel activity; DNA-binding transcription factor activity. The coding region runs from base 2309 to 3304 and encodes 331 amino acids. The transcript has 4 exons. Gene Ontology annotation, cellular component: postsynaptic density membrane; AMPA glutamate receptor complex.
CCAGCAACAAGCGUGCAGCAGAAACUGAGUGGGGAUAAAAACGCACAAGGGGGGAGACUGUGGCGAUACGCACAGUCGCAUUGCCCGACGGAAACAAAGAUAAACAAAUAGAUGGGAGUGGAAAAUCUGUGUUUCUUACAAACAUACAACAUGGAAAAAUGAUGGCUGUUUGAUUUCAAAGAAAGGGUCUCUCAUAAAGCCCGUCCAGAACCCGUGCCCAUCCUUUUUUAGCUACUGCCUUUGCGUGGCGCGCUGUGCGGAUGGAGCGGUGAACCUCCUCUCUGGUUAUGUCGAUUUUUUUUUCAUUCUCCGCUUCUAACCAUCAUCCACCCCCUCCUUUCUCUCCCCUCCGCUUCCCUUUCAGGAUGCAAAGAAACCCAAACCGGGAGGUGGAAACCGAAGGGGGGAAAACACCACCAUAAAGGACUGAUGCUCUUUAUUUUUGUCUGUACUUUUCCUGCCCACGUUCUAGUCCAGCCCUUGCAAUUAUUUUAUAUCUUACAUGGCGCGCGGUCCGUGUAUAUGGUUCUGCGUCGGUUCUGCGUCCGCUUGUGAUAUAACCGUUGAGGAUAAUUUGGAUACCGGAGCAACAACACUAGUCUCGUCGAUCUGCCAGAAAGGCUCCCACAGCACCGUCGGCGCCCCCGCCACAUGCUCUCCCUCUACCCGGCUCUAUGACGAGUAAUGGUCGUCUUGGAUGGCUGGAUGCGCCCCUCUUUCUACGGAUCUGCGUCGGUACCUCGCCCGCUUCUAACAGAGCUACAUUCUCGGUGGAAACCUUCCGCAUUCUAGAUCCUACAUAUGGAAACUGGGGACCAGAAUUUUAGGAAAAAGGAUACCUAGUGGUGCUGAUAUUGUUUUUUGUUUAAUAUUUUAUUCCUCGACGAGGCUACGAUCUUUUUGGGGCUGGAUUUUGAGUUUGACUUGAUUAUUUAAAAUUUAUUUGGAUUCGGUGUUUGGAUUGGAUUCGUCUCUCUCUCGUCCCCCCAUGUUUUUAUUUAUUUUGAAGGCAAGCAAUCAUGUCUACUCCUUCUGAGUAUAUCGUUACGAAUCCCUGGUUGGUUUUUGGCACCAUUUGAAGUCGUUCAUUUGAAUUCAUUGUCUGAUUUCCUCUGUGUUUCUCUCUCCCCUCACGUCCCCAAACCCGUGUUCGUCUCUCUCUCUCUCUUUCUCCCUGUGUUCGCUGUUUGCCGAAUAGAACUGGCCAAAUAUAAAGGCAAGACAGGCAGGCAGGAUGCAUGACAGGACUUAACUAGAUCAGACUGGUUAAAAUAACGGUAUCAGAAUACUGCCAGAAGGCUAAUUAUAGGUAGUCCUGUUCUAAUUGGUCGGAGACCUUUUAGAUUGUGGAUCAGACGGUUUUGAAGAAAUCAUUGGUGUCUACCAUUAGACCUAACCCGGAUCCUUUCCUUCUCAAUCUAAGCACAUUGUGUGUGAUAGAGUGCUUGUGUGUGUGUGUGUGUGUGUGUGUGCGUGCGUGCCUGUGUGCAUGCGUGUGUAUGUUUGUGUGUGUGUACGCGCGUGCACGUGUGUGAAUGUGUGUUUGUGGCAGAGCGUGAACGUGUGAGUGUAUGUGCGGUUCUGGACCUUUCGCCACACUUGCCACCACAAACCCAGAAGUUUCGGGUCAUUUUACAUUCCCAGUGAUAGGACAAAGAUUGUCCGUUCCUGAUAACUUGACCUUAUCUUACCAACAUCGUCGGAUUUGCUGAUUGAUUCUAUGUCAUCAAUGCAGGCUCCUGCCGUUUGUAUCCUGCAUCUCUGCCAGGUUCUACACAGUAGAAAAAGCUCCAGCAAUCUCUUCUUUUAUGUCUUCUACUCAUAUUAGGAUCAUGUGAGGUUUAUGUGGCAAUUAUUUUAGGAAAGUAGUUCAUGCCACUUGUAGACUAGCUGAGGCAGCUAGGCCGUCAGUUGUUACCUACUCUGGCUAGGGCCAAUUUGGCCGGGUCCAAACCAGACAUCCUAGCCCCUGCUGUUCACACAGCCUUCCCUCAUUUGCGCGGUGAGUCUUAGUGGCCUAACAGGUUCAGUCCUUAGGUCGUUCAUAGGGAGCCCAAACAAAAAAAAACACACCCCCCCCCCUGUCGUCUCCUGAUUUCUCACCCGUGUCGGUACCCCUACCCAAAAACCAACCAUACGAUUUCCCCCGAGCUCCCCUGCCUCCCCCCCCGACACCCCCCCACCUCGGGCCCGUGGAAACCCCCACCAUCAGGGCCCUCAUCCCACCUCCACCUCCUCUGCCGCGUGGUCCCGAAAGCUGACCAACAUUUACUUCCUGUUCGUAAAGAGGAAAGGGGGCUCCCCUUUCAUGGAAUGCGGCAGCAUGGGCGUGUUUGACCGCGGAGUUCAGAUGCUGCUGACCACGGUCGGAGCGUUCGCCGCCUUCAGCCUCAUGACCAUCGCCGUGGGCACGGACUACUGGCUGUACUCCCGAGGGACCUGCAAAUCCAAGAGCAACAACGAGAAUGAGACCGUCAAGAAGAACGAGGAGGUGAUGACGCAUUCCGGCCUGUGGAGGACCUGCUGCCUGGAAGGUUCCUACAAAGGGAUGUGUAAACAGAUAGACCAUUUUCCAGAAGACACGGACUUCCAAGCAGAUGGCGCUGAGUUCUUUUUACGUGCGGUGCGGGCCUCCAGUAUCUUCCCUAUCAUGAGUGUGAUCUUGCUCUUCAUGGGAGGCCUUUGUAUAGCCGCCAGCGAGUUCUACAAGUCACGCCACAACAUCAUCCUCAGCGCCGGCAUCCUGUUCGUCUCCGCAGGCCUCAGCAACAUCAUUGGCAUCAUCGUCUACAUAUCAGCCAACGCCGGCGACCCGUCCAAGUCCGACUCCAAGAAGAACAGCUACUCCUACGGCUGGUCCUUCUACUUCGGCGCCCUCUCCUUCAUCAUGGCCGAGAUGGUCGGCGUGCUCGCCGUGCACCUGUUCAUCGACCGCCACCGGCAGCUCCGCGUCGGGGCGGCGGUCGGGGCCGCCGACUACCUCCAGGGCGCCGCCAUCACGCGCAUCCCGUCCUACCGCUACCGGUACCGCCGCCGCUCGCGCUCCAGCUCCCGUUCCACGGGGGACGCGUCCCGGGACACGUCCCCCGUGGGGCUGAAGGCGUUCGGGGCGCUGCCGUCCACGGAGCUGUCCAUGUAUACGUUGCCGCGGGACACGCUGAAAAACCAGACGGGCACGCCGACGGCAGCCUAUAACUCCACCACGCUGGAACGGGACCACAACUUCCUCCAGGUCCACAACUGUAUUCAGAAAGACCUGAAGGACACGGGCAACGCGGCCAACCGCCGAACCACACCUGUAUGAGAGGGAGGGAGGGAGAGAGGGAGAGUGAGAGAGAGGGAGGUGGAGGAGAGAGGGAGGUGGGGAGACAGGACUCUGCAAUGGAGGGAUGGGGGAGGAACAGAGAAGGAUGGAUGGGGCGUAGCAAAACAAAACGGAGGAGCUCUGCAUACAUGCUGGAUCGAUCUGCUACGUCAGUGAUGAUGAUGAUGAGGAUGAUGAUGAUGAUGAUGAUGAUGAUCAUAUGAGUUUCCGUGUUGAAAAAAAAGCGCAAAAAAAAAAAAAGUCUUACAAAAGAAGAAAAACAAUGAAGAUGCAUGAUUUUCCCAUCUAGCGUUGUUUAAGGAGUUUGAAACAUGUUUGUAACGUUAAGGGGCCAGAUCGGGGCCGUGGAGGAACAAGGAACAAGGAGGAGGUGGGGGGGUACCCAGAGAAGGGGCUUAGGCAGUUUGGGAACCACUAGGCCAGGAGAGCAGGUUUAACAUGAGUUUUUAUGACUCUCUUUCUUGGUCUAAAGUGACUUCUCAAGGUGGCUUCUCAAGGUGCCCUCUUCCUCCCUCCCUACUUCACGCCACUCCCCCAACCCCAAAUACCCCUCCCUACCCCCCUCCCUUUGCUCCUUCGUGACCCCCUGUCCCCCGUACCCCGCUCCCUCCCUGUAAUUCAUCCUUUAAGUGGUGUAUCUAUUUCAUUUCAUUCUUUUAAACACUACUACUGUGAACCGUUGCGGUUGAGCAAGGAGGAAAACCCGGCCGCAAAAAAAAAAGAAGAAAUGGUCUAAGUUAAUAUACAGUACGUAUUAAUUAUAUAUGAAUAUAUGAAAUCAUGGAGACUUAGCUGGUGCAAAAGAAUAUACAACAAAAAUGACAAACAAGGUGAAACUAAAUCAAGUCGUCAUGGAAACCGUGGCAGAGGAAGAAGAGCGAGUUGAUUUGUUGGGACGACAGCAGCAACAGGAAGUGACAUAAACAGAGCUUACAGGGAACUGUGGCAUCAAGCUGACACACAGUCCGUUUAGUUAGUAAUAUUUAGACACAUUCUGUUGUUUUUAAGAGAUUCCUUCUGUAACCUUUCUGCUGACUCGGCCCCCUAGUCAGUGGCCAUUUUUGUUUGGGGCCAAAGGUUAAUAUUGGUUGAUGGCUUAGAGGUCAAUUGGUGACAUAACAGAGGCAGAGUCCAGGGAGGAGUCACAAGACAAACCACAUCAAUUAUGGAUACCGGAACAGUAUCUGAUGGGUUGACAUCGGGCUACUUCCUCAAAGACAAAAGGACACUUUGAGAUGGACACUUUGCCAUGAAGAAACAGUGGGAGACAGUAGGAGGUGAUGGUUAACUAGACAAAACUGAAACUAAGUGAUUCACAAUUUAAGAACUGUACAUGCAUGCUAAUCAAAUCAUCCAAAUUCUGCUUUUGAGAAAUCAACCUAAGUUCUGAACAAUGAUUAUUGCGGCAGCGCAAGGCAGGAAGUGACGACAUUACUGUGAUGUGUGCAUUUCUCUUUUUUCCACGACGGGGGAGGGGCGGGGCUUCAUUUUAAAAAUGCUUUCAGGGGGGCGAAACAAAUCAAAGGAACAAAAACUUUGACGAACGUAAAGCCAUUUUUUUAAGAAGAAAAUAACCUCUGAUUUUUUUUUUCUGGGGGGUGUACAUGUCUGUCAUUUUCAUUUUGAAAUCUCACACAGCCUUAUUUGUCUUUUUUUUCCUUUUUCUUUUUUUUUUUUCCAGAUUUGCGUUGUGUCGUUUCAAUGAAAUAAAAAAUGCUUAACGUCUUUUCAAGGUGCCAAAAUUAAUCGAAUGGUCCUGAUCUUGGAUGCAUCAAGUCCCAACGAUGAAUAAAAUUGGAACCCCUUAGGGAACUAACUAACCGCU